Molecule: messenger RNA, 1487 nt
Organism: Magallana angulata
Lineage: Eukaryota; Metazoa; Mollusca; Bivalvia; Ostreida; Ostreidae
Exons: 4
Coding region: 1-450 (149 amino acids)
Source: RefSeq, a predicted model, not a curated record
AUGUCAUUGUUCAUUGUAAACUUACUCCCAGAUUUAUAUGAAAUUUUGGUUACUAUCAUUUCUGUAUGGGGCCCUAAACUUCCAUUCAUCAACGUCACAGAGUCAGCCAAAGUAGCGCUGCGGGUGUCUGUUGGUUCCACAGGACAACAAUCAACAGACAUUUUAUGGUACACAAUAGGGGGUAGUGCAGGAGGGUUCUUGAUCUUCAUAAUUAUUGCACUUAUCCUAUGGAAGUGUGGGUUUUUCAAUCGGAAGAGGAGAGGAGAAAUUGACCGAGCUAAAAGACAGUCAAUGAUGAAGCAGAGACAGAGUAAUAUGAUGUCUAGCUUUGUGAAUAAAGAACUCAAUAAACAUUCAUCCUCGCCAUUAAACGGGGACAACAAGGACUCGAAGCUAUUUAGACUAAGUGCCAAAAAGGACUAUCCAGAUUUAGAGAUUCAAGAUAGAUAGCGCAGUGAGAAAUCUCUUCGAAGCGCAUGCGUUGCCGGACAUUUGUAGAGGGUGAUGAAGAUAAAGUUGAUUGUGCUAAAAGGUCAAGAAUAAACAUGGUGUUGGAAUGUUACAUUCCCUUUUUACCGGUGAACAAUAGAUGACAUGCUGAAAUAUCUUCGGAUACAUUCAAGACCUAUCAUUUGUUAUCAGAAUUUCAUUUCUUAGAGUUACCAAAUUUCUUUUGGUUUUUUUUCUCUCCAUUUGUAUAUUUUUUUCAUUAACAUGAAAAAGUGAUUUGAUUGGUCCAUUCAUGUAUGUAAGUCAUGUUCAUUUUUUUUAUUUAUAGGUUCAUGUCUAUAAUUGACUUUUAAGUUAUCUUAAACAUCGAUUUUGUAAUUUUUAUAAUACUCUUUUUCUAAAAGGAUGGCCAAAAAAAAUUAGAGUUAUUAUAAUGAUAUGGUAAGUUGAUACUUUGCAAGGAAUUUACUAAAAUAAAUGAUAACUCUCAAAAUUUGACAGCUUGAUUUGUUAUUUCAUAUCAUUUAAAACGAUUGUCUAAUGUUUUAGAAAUAUUGUUUCACUGAAAAUUAUUUUUUUUUUGUAAUUUGUUGUUAACAAUAUUUUAAAUAAGUAUUUCUAAUGUGUGAUUAAAAUAUGGAUGUCGGUGGUAGGAUUUAAAGCGAGGUACAGACCUAGCAACAGUAACUAUUUAUUUCGUAAAUACAGCUAGUGCCAUGUUUGUUAACAUCAAUUGUGUAGUAAUACAAACAUCAUGUAAAUCAUAUUUUGUUUCUGUUGGACUGUUAACUCAUAUAUUAAAAUCUUCUUCUGUCUGUCAAAUCUCAUUUCGUUUUUAAAAAAAGAUAGUAUCAUUUUAGCAACCUAGAUGUUAACAAAAACAUGAAACGAACCAUGUUUUCAUAACUAAGAAUUAAAACCUUUGUAUCUCGCUUUAAAGUUAAGACCUGACAUUCAAAGGGUGCAAAACACAGUUUUAUAUGUAACGUUAUAAGGACGUUUUCAGAUGAGGGGAAAGCAAACUGACCCCUAUAAAA